Pelodiscus sinensis (Chinese soft-shelled turtle) is the source of this 395-nucleotide messenger RNA. The record is from RefSeq and is a predicted model, not a curated record. Lineage: Eukaryota; Metazoa; Chordata; Testudines; Trionychidae.
CCCGUCUGUGCUUGUACCCUUUUGCAGAGAUUGGAACUUGCGGUUUUGGAAGGAGCUGCUGUAGAAGGAGGAAGUGACGUUGAGUUUCCAGCCAACCUUCAGCCAUGAAGAAUCUCUACCUUUUAUUUGCUGUCUUCUUCCUGGUGCUGCAAAGCUCUCCAGGAUUCACCCAGAGAAUUAAAACAAAGGGGCGUUGUAGGAUAGCGGGAGGUUUCUGCACCCAGCGUUGCCACCGCCAUCAUCCAUGGCUUGGAAUUUGUAGCCCUACAGUGAACUGCUGUAAGAGUUUACGGCUGUGGAAAAAACCUGCGUUUGAAAGGAAAAUGGUCAAUGGACAUGAUUCACGACAUUCUACUGUGGAGACCGUUACUGGAAGGACGUUUGUAAGAAAAUGA